AUGUCUCCUCAACAGAGAAUAGAAGAGUACAGUGCUCUUACAUCAGUUUUAUCAUCAUUCAAUGACUAUGGAAAAUGGGCGAUAAAUGACUUGAUUCUCCCAAAAAGAAGUAAAUUCGCCACCUUAUUACCCGAACAGCAGAAAAUGCUUCCGUGGUUUGAAAACCAUCUCGAUAAAGUUUCUGAAUGUAUUGAAUUAAAUAGCAUUUUCUUCCAGCAACUCGGCCAACAAGUUGCGGGUGAUUGGAAUGCUCCACUAGACCCAAAAUAUUGGUAUGUUUGCAAACCCUCCGAUACACAAAAAACAAGGUCUUUAUUGACCCAAAUCUCACGAGAAUGGAGUACUGAAUGCCGUGAAGAGAGACAUAUUAGUUUUGGGAGGAUCAUAGAAAGUUUAGAGGAAUUGUAUCAGGAUUUAACCAUUGAACAGAAAUCACAAUUAAGGAUUUUGGUUCCUGGAGCUGGAUUAGGGCGAUUAAUAUUAGAGAUAAUUUUAAAAGGAUAUCUGUGCCAAGGUAACGAGGUUUCAUUUCACAUGCUAUUGGCGUCUAAUUUUUUUCUCAAUAAGAUACCCUUCCAAACAAAUAAUAAUCAAACCAAGCUCAUAAAGCUCUACCCUUUUAUUCAUAAAUUCUCUCUUUCACCUUCAAGAUCAAAACAAGUGAGGAGUAUCACUGUUCCCGACAUCAAUCCCAUCAACGAGUUGAUUAUAUUACAUCAAGAAAACCCCCAAUUGAAUGUCGAAAAUUUGAUGUCCAUCACCACUGGGUCGUUUGUUGAUAUUUACGGGCCGAACACCAAAAUUCAACAAUCAAACUUCUAUUCCAUAUCCAACGAUUCUAUAAGAAUCAGGGAGGAAAAUAAAUCUAGAUUUGAUUCAGUAGUCACAUGCUUUUUCCUUGAUACUGCUAUAAACAUUAUCGAAUACUUAUAUUCCAUUCACAAUACCCUUAAGCCCGGGGGUCAUUGGAUAAAUUUUGGACCGUUGUUAUGGCAUUUUGAAGAUGAUGGUGAUUCGACCAAUGUUAUUGUGGAGGAUGAGGAGGUGCAUGUGCCCAUGGAAGGUUUAGAAUUAUCAUUAGAAGACUUGAUAGACCUAAUCAAGGAAAUUGGAUUCAAGUUUGUAAAGAGAGAAUCGGGGAUCAAAUCUACAUAUGGCGCAAAUCCCCAAUCUUUAGGGAAGUGGGUAUAUGAUUGCGAGUUUUGGGUAGCCCAGAAACUAUGA
Molecule: messenger RNA, 1224 nt
Organism: Saccharomycopsis crataegensis
Lineage: Eukaryota; Fungi; Ascomycota; Saccharomycetes; Ascoideales; Saccharomycopsidaceae
Product: S-adenosylmethionine-dependent methyltransferase
Exons: 2
Coding region: 1-1224 (407 amino acids)
Molecular function (GO): S-adenosylmethionine-dependent methyltransferase activity
Source: RefSeq, a predicted model, not a curated record